AUGUUCAAUCAAGAGAAAGGUACAGACUACCCAGUUUUGAAUCAGGCAAACCUCGAGGCUUUAGCUGAUUUGAAGCUUUCAGUAAUGGGCCACGAGUUCCCACAAUCGACUAAAAACGUCGAAGCAAUAAAAGUUGUUGAGCCAUUGGUUGACGUCCUCACUGAGGCCGACCAAGAUGUCACUGCUCCCAUCGAUCAACGACUUCAGACAUUUUUGAACUCAUACUUCGCCGAAUGCAAGACUGAGAUUCCAAAGAUCCCAGACAACACUUUCAUUUUGGACCAAGAAGGUCUUGGAAGAGUUUUGUCAUUCCCCCCACACAAAGACGACUUCUUCUGUGAGACCAUGUCCUCAUACAAAAUCAAACAAGGUGUCUUGCACAACCCAUCGAAGGACAAAAGAACAACAGUUGGUGUCUUCCACAUCUGUGAAGGUGAUGUCCCCGUUCCCACUGACAAGAUUGAAUGCCCCAAAUCCGCUUUCUUAAGAAUGUUGAAGGCUGCAUUCUAUGAAGCUCCAGAUAGCCACUUGGUCAUCCCAUACACUGCUGACUGCAAAGCCCCAACCAAAUCAUGGGUGUCACUCUAUAUGAGACCAACAGUCAUUCCAGCUGUUCAAGGUGUUAAAGGUUUUGAGCACGAAAAGAAGACUGAAAUUCACUUCUUUGUUCCAGGCAACAUGGUUUCCUGCUUGGACUUUGUCGAGUCUGUCUUUGGCAAUGCUGGUAACCCCAAGUUGUUGAAGAACGAUGCCGCACUUGACCCAUUGAACUGGACCGGACACACUGGUAUGGCUGUCCUUGCUCCACACUUGACUAAGAUCACUAAGAAGGAAUGUGGUCUUCCACACAUUUCACAAGCUACUGAGAGACAAAAGAAGGAACACAUGUGCUGGGAAAAAGAAGACGAAUUGUACAACGACGGAAAGACCUUCAAGAUGUAUGCCAGAGAUGCUAAUGGAGUCAUUUGCACUAUCAUUGCUGAUAACUACUUUGGCUAUUGCAAGAAGGAAGUUAAGACCCAAAUCUCAUUCUCGGCGAACUUGUAUGGACUUGCCGAAGAAGAACACGCCGGUGGAACUAUUGCGCGACCAUCAUAUGAUCUUGGUGAGUCAUGCAAUGCAGAGAAAUAUGCCGAGGGAUACAAAUUUGAGGAGAUGGCCGAGAAGAAUAAGAACUCGUUGAUCAUGAAAGAAGGGUAUGCCCUUGACAAGCAGUACCCCGAAGGUAUCAUUUAUGUCCCAGGCGAUUCUGUUUUCAAUAUUGAAGAGGCGUCUAUUAAGUUCCAUUUCAACGGAAAGGAGCAAAAGAUCUUAUUAGUCCCAAAGGUCAAUUAUGUCCUUCCUAAUGGGUAUAUCAUCAUCUUACACGACACUAUGACUUCAAGAAGAUGGACUUUGAGAGGGAUUUUGCCACAAUACACACUCUGCCAUAAGCCGUGCACUGUCUCUGGUGGAGGAAAGUCUGAGAUUUCAAAGAGCAUUAAAGACGCUGUGAUUGAGGGAGGAGUCUUCAUCAAUAACAAAGCGGAAGACUAUGCUAAAGUUCAAGAAAUAUUCGACCACGACUACUCAAAGAGAUUUUCAAAUGCUCCAAAGAACGGGGAUGCGGCUGAAUUGAAAAUCCUCGACCCAAAAGUCACACUCGGCGCUGUUGUUGAAUUGUUGACACCAUCAGCUAACUUCACUGAAGAACACAAUACAUAUGUCAAGAACAUCUCACCACUGAUCGUCGAAUUGGUCAUGACUAUUAAGUCGUUGUACAGAGAAGACUGGAAGGGCGACUGGCAAUCAAGAAUCACCGUCGACAAGGUCAACGGGCAACAAGGAAAUGAAUUGUCGUACAGAAAGAAUAAGUUGUCCUCACAAUACCUUAGAGUAGGGUUUGAGAGAGAUGAGACCACUUGGAGAGUCUUCCAGUUAAGAAAGGAUUUCUUCCCAAGCGCUAAAUUGCAGAUGGAAGAUGAUAUCACCGCAUCAGUCAUCGUCCCAACUAAGUUGUUGAAGACUCCAAUUAACGCGGUUGGCAAAAGAGCGUGCAAGAUCGUGAAGAACUGCGAAGUUAGACUCUUCCAAAGACCAGAUGACGCCGUGUAUAGAGGAUUUGAUAAACAAACUGAACACGACUUCUCGAUUGCGGGUCACUUCAUUUCUAAUUACCAACCAAUGACGAGAGAAGAGGCUGCUAAUUUCACAAAGGACGUUGUUAGAUUGUACCAAUACACUGAACCAAUGAGAGUUACUUUACAAGACUUUGUUGCUGGGAAGGAUGAUGUGAAGUACAUUGUCUCCUCGUCACACCCAAGACUUGUGAAGGAAGGUGACCAAUUGGUCCAUUCGAAGAACCCAAGAUACUUGCAGAGAAGACCAGACAUGUUGGACCCAGAGACUACUUACAUGACAUUCAAGGCUAUUCAAUUGUACAGAAAGCUUGCAGACACCGAUCCAUUGUAUACCCCAGUCGACGCUGUUAUGUCUGGAAGAAGAAAUAACCCACCACAAAAGAAGGGCAAUCUUGUCUUAAGACCACUCUCCGUCUUUGCUCCACUCCACUACUUCGAAUUACCAGAAUUGUUGAUGGAAGCUAUCACUUCGAUGACUGGAGCGUCACCAUCUAUCUUCGGCGCGGGAUCUGAAGGCGCUUUGACUAAAGGUCCAUUCAACUCCCUUCCAGCUGUUGUUGAUUUGAACAACUACUUGUUGGGGAUGAUCUGCUGUGGAUACUCCGGAUUUGUUUCCUCAGCGUCAUACUGUGGCCCACAUUACAAGACUGACCACGAUAUCUCUUUGUUGGUCCCAGAAAUUUGGUCUAAGAUGAGAAGAUACGAACAAGAACCAAAGUACUUGAUUGAACACGGGUUCUUGGAGGCCGUCCCAGACGUCUCUUAUAACGGAAAGACUUACGCGGGCAGAAGACUUGGAUACAGAAUUACUCCAGCAUUUGCUGAUCACUUCUUGAGAACGUUGUUCUCUGUUCCAAAUUCCGUCAUGCCAGAAGACAUGUUGAAACCAGAGAAGCAAGACUUGGCUAUCUAUGCUGAUUCAUAUGAAUACAUGUCGCAGACUGAUAAGGGUAUUGCUGGUAAUUAUAUUGAAGAUGGAACUGUAGAAGGUGCUUGCCCACCAUUGAAAGCUUUGUUGUACAUCAUGGCUACAGGAAGUUAUAACGGCAUGACAAUUGAAUCAAAGGAAUUCAGAGCUAUGUUCGAACCAGAGAACGUCUUUUCAAGUGAAUGGUACAAACUCAGAUUACAGACGAGACAAAAGACAGAGGUUGCUAAACUUAACAAGAAUUUGAAAUAUUUGAAGGAUAUGAUCGUCGCUAGACCAAGACUCACUGAAAAGAUUACCGAACAAAUCAAGGAAGUCAAUGAAGAAUUGGCUUACAUUUCAUCUGAACAGUAUUUGCAGGACAUCGACGGAUCAAUUGGAACUGAUCCUUACCUCUAUACCUGCAAGAAACAUUAA
Entamoeba invadens IP1 is the source of this 3465-nucleotide messenger RNA. RefSeq lists its product as hypothetical. The transcript has a single exon. Bases 1 to 3465 code for a protein of 1154 amino acids. Lineage: Eukaryota; Evosea; Mastigamoebida; Endamoebidae. The record is from RefSeq and is a predicted model, not a curated record.